Molecule: messenger RNA, 948 nt
Organism: Emiliania huxleyi CCMP1516
Lineage: Eukaryota; Haptophyta; Isochrysidales; Noelaerhabdaceae
Exons: 1
Source: RefSeq, a predicted model, not a curated record
AUGUGGGAGGUGGUGGAGACGGCGGCGGUGGUGAUGGUGGCGGCGGCCUGGGUGGCGGCGGUGACGGGGGAGGCGGUGACGGCGGCGGAGGAGAGGGCGGUGGUGGCGAAGGGGGUGGCGGCGACGGCGGGGGCGGGCUCGGCGGUGGCGGUGUGGGAGGCGGUGGAGACGGCGGCGGCGGUGAUGGUGGCGGCGGGCUGGGCGGAGGCGGCGAGGGCGGAGGCGGCGAGGGAGGCGGAGGCGAGGGCGGCGGAGGCGACGACGGCGGAGGCGACGGCGGCAGAGGCGACGGCGCCGGAGGCGAGGGCGGCGGCAGCGAGGGUUGCGGAGGCGAGGGCGGCGGCGGGCUGGGCGGGGGGGGCGACGGAGGCGGCGGCGAGGGGGGCGGCGGCGGGCCGGGCGGGGGCGGCGAGGGCGGAGGCGGCGAUGGCGGCGGAGGAGAGGGCGGCGGAGGCGAUGGCGGAGACGGGCUGGGCGGCGGCGGCGAGGGCGGCGGCGGAGAGGGGGGCGGCGGGCCGGGUGGGGGCGGCGAGGGCGGAGGCGGCGAGGGGGGUGGCGGCGACGGCGGGGGAGGGCUCGGCGGCGGCGGUGUGGGAGGCGGCGGAGACGGCGGCGGUGGUGACGGUGGCGGCGGGCUGGGCAGAGGCGGCGAGGGCGGAGGCGGCGAGGGCGGAGGCGGCGAGGGCGGAGGCGGCGAGGGCGGAGGCGGGCUCGGAGGGGGCGGAGACGGCGGCGGCGGCGAGGGCGGCGGCGGCGAGGGCGGCGGCGGCGAGGGAGGAGGCGGCGAGGGCGGCGGUGGGGACGGCGGCGGCGGCGAAGGCGGCGGCGGGCUCGGAGGGGGCGGAGACGGAGGCGGCGGUGAAGGCGGCGGCGGCGAGGGAGGAGGCGGAGAGGGAGGCGUCGGGCUGGGAGGCGGCGGGCUCGGCGGCGGCGGCGAGGGCGGCGGCG